Molecule: messenger RNA, 2014 nt
Organism: Caretta caretta (loggerhead turtle)
Lineage: Eukaryota; Metazoa; Chordata; Testudines; Cheloniidae
Gene: SERPINE2
Product: serpin family E member 2
Biological process (GO): negative regulation of plasminogen activation; negative regulation of endopeptidase activity
Molecular function (GO): serine-type endopeptidase inhibitor activity
Source: RefSeq, a predicted model, not a curated record
UGCUCGCGCCGCCCGCUCCCCUCAGGCGGGGAUAAAUCGCGAGGGCGGCAGCCGCGCUGCUCAGUUGCUGAGGGGAUUUAAAGGGACCGGAGCCGCGGCGGAGCCUGGGCUGCGCACACCGGGCACUCGCAGCGAGGAGAGUAGGUUAUUUUUGUUUAGAAAUCAUGAACUGGCACUUCCUUCUCCUUUUCACCGCUGUGACUUUAACAUCUGUGUGGUCCCAGUUCAAUCCUUUAUCUCUUGAGGAACUUGGCUCUGACAUUGGAAUCCAAGUUUUCAAUCAGAUAGUCAAAGCUAGACCUCAGGAGAAUAUUGUGGUUUCUCCACAUGGGAUUGCAUCUGUACUGGGAAUACUUCAGCUGGGUGCUGAUGGCAAGACAAAGAAGCAGCUGACAACUGUGAUGAGAUACAGCGUAAAUGGAGUUGGUAAAGUAUUAAAGAAGAUAAACAAGGCCAUAGUCUCAAAGAAGAAUAAAGACAUUGUGACAGUUGCUAAUGCAGUGUUUGUAAAGAGUGGCUUUAAAAUGGAAGUGCCUUUUGUUACAAGAAACAAAGAGGUGUUUCAGUGCAGUGUCAAGACGGUGGAUUUCGAGGACAAAAAUGCAGCAUGCAAUUCCAUAAACCAGUGGGUGAAAAAUGAAACAAGGGGUAUGAUUGAUAAUCUCUUAUCUCCAGACAUUAUUGAUGGUGCUUUGACCAGGUUGGCGCUGGUAAAUGCGGUGUAUUUCAAAGGCUUAUGGAAAUCUCGUUUUCAACCUGAAAAUACAAAGAAACGCACAUUUAAUGGAGCUGAUGGGAAGACUUACCAAGUACCUAUGCUGGCCCAGUUGUCUCUGUUCCGCUGUGGCACAACAAGUACCCCAAAUGACUUGUGGUAUAACAUAAUUGAAUUGCCUUACCAUGGCGAAAGCAUCAGUAUGUUGAUUGCUCUGCCUACAGAAAGCACUACCCCUCUCUCUGCCAUCAUUCCUCACAUCAGCACAAAAACAAUACAGAGCUGGAUGACAACCAUGAUACAAAAGAGAGUGCAAGUUAUUUUACCCAAGUUCACAGCAGUAGCAGAAACAGAUUUAAAGGAGCCUCUGAAAGUACUUGGCAUUACAGAUCUGUUUGAGCAGUCAAAGGCAAACUUUGCAAAAAUAACAAGAACGGAAAGCCUUCAUGUAUCUCAUAUUUUGCAAAAAGCAAAAAUUGAAGUUAGUGAAGAUGGAACCAAAGCUUCUGCAGCAACAACUGCAAUUUUAAUAGCCAGGUCUUCCCCUCCUUGGUUUAUAGUAGACAGACCAUUUGUAUUUUUCAUCCGUCACAAUCCUACAGGUGCAGUCUUGUUUAUGGGACAAAUAAACAAACCUUGAGUACGGAAAAGGUUUUCCUUAAGAAGCAAAGUAGAGACUCAUUUGAUACAUCCUUGCUAGUUCCGUUAAAUAUUUUCGUACACUACUUUCACUUCACUCAAGAACUAGUUUUUAGCCUGCUGUGACUAGAUUUUGAAAAAAGAGUCAAUGUAGUUCUGGUUUUGUGGGAAAAUACAAAUUGAAAACUAUGAUACCUUUUCAAAAUGUCUAAAAGAUUCUUUGAACUACUGAAUGGUUGCCUAUGCUAACAAACUUACUGAGCUUUUUCUGUCCUAAGAAUUUUAUGCAUAGUUUUUGUGGGAGGGUUUUAACAAGAGCAUGACUAAACAAACCAUUUCUGUUAGCAUUGAUUUUUCUGUGGAAAAUGUCUUUGGGUUUGUAGAUGUCCCUUCAACACUAUUUUUGCCCUUGAAUGGCUUGAUGACUGGGUAUCUUUUGUGGAACUAGAUGAAAAGCUCUAGCAGUUUAUUUUAUAUAAUGCAUGUAACACUGAGGUAAAGUUUUAAAGAACUAAUGUCUUGAUAACACAUUUGCAUUGACGUCCUAUUUUACUGUAAUGUAAACUUGUCAUUGCUAGUAUUCACUUUGUAUUGGAUUUAAAUUUUAUAUCUGUUUUUGUACAAAGGAAAAAAUAAAAUGCAUUAUGAACAGUCAGAGAA